UCCUUAAUUAUUCUCAUUUCUUUAAAGCAACAAAAUCUCACGAACUUCUAAGCUAACAACAUUCACAAAGGAGAGAGAGAGAAAGGAUACAAUAAAGCAAAAAAGAUCGAAACUUUGCUUUUUUUGUUUCUUUCUUCGUCUCUGCAACUCGAAGAAGAAGAAGAUCAAAGAGUUUGUUGUUUAUCCUAUUUCUAUAAAAACAAGGAAGACGUGGGGUCUCUCUGUUUUCAUUUCUGGCCUUGCGAUUCCGAUAAAACUCUCUCAGCUUCAUUCAAAAAGCCCAUUCAAUCCCAAUCCAAAUCCACUUCUCUCCAACACAUAUAUAUAUAUAUAUAUAUAUAUUUAUAGGCAGAGAGUACAUUUUUUUAUAGAGAGACUUUACCUUUUCUUUUAUUCAUCCUCCAUCUCUCUCUCUCUUUCUUUUGGCUUUUCUCCUCCCGUUCUAAUGGAAGCUUCACCCAAUGAUCGACUUCAUUUUGGCAAAAUGGGUUUCGGGUGUCACCAUUACAGGAGGAGAUGCCAAAUCAGAGCUCCAUGUUGCAACGAAGUCUUCGAUUGUCGCCAUUGUCACAACGAGAGCACUAGCACAUUGCGUAAUAUCUACGACCGUCAUGAUCUUGUUCGCCAAGACGUUAAACAAGUGAUUUGCUCUGUUUGCGAUACAGAGCAGCCGGCAACUCAACUUUGUUCGAAUUGUGGUGUCAACAUGGGAGAAUACUUUUGCGAUAUCUGCAAAUUCUAUGAUGAUGAUACUGAAAAAGGACAGUUCCAUUGUGAUGACUGUGGAAUUUGCAGAGUUGGUGGGCGUGAGAACUUCUUCCAUUGCAACAAGUGUGGAUCUUGUUAUGCGAUUGCUCUGCGCAACAACCAUCGCUGCGUUGAGAAUUCAAUGCGACAUCACUGUCCCAUUUGUUACGAGUACCUUUUUGACUCUCUAAAGGACACAAAUGUGAUGAAAUGCGGACACACAAUGCACCAAGAAUGCUACCAAGAGAUGCUCAAGCGUGACAAGUAUUGUUGUCCGAUUUGCUCGAGGUCAGUGAUUGACAUGUCAAAAACAUGGCAGAGACUGGAUGAAGAGAUUGAAGCUACUGCUAUGCCUUCGGACUACCGCGACAAGAAGGUUUGGAUACUAUGCAACGACUGUAAUGACACAACAGAAGUGAACUUCCACAUAAUCGGACAGAAAUGUGGGCAUUGUCGAUCUUACAACACACGAGCGAUUUCCCCUCCUGUUCUUCCUCAAUGACAAACCUCAAGAUCUUUCAUCUAUUGCCAUCAGAAAGCGAGCAAGAACUUUUUGUUGCAAAAAAACUGUGGCAAAGUUGAUGAUCAGUUACUACAGGAAAAAAAAAAGAAAAAAAAGAUUGAUGAUCAAUAUGAUUAUUGAUCACAAAAGCAAAACACACAUUUGUCUUCAUUGGAUUUGUUGUUCUCUUGUAUUGUUAUAUUUUACCAUUUGUGUUUGGGGGGUUUGAAAUGGAGGGUUAUGUAUAAUAUACUCUAUAUAUAUUCUUGAUCCAGGGAAAAUCACCUGGAUGAUAUGUUUUACAUGGAUUUGUUGAAAA
Camelina sativa (false flax) is the source of this 1568-nucleotide messenger RNA. Its product is annotated as E3 ubiquitin-protein ligase MIEL1. Gene Ontology annotation, cellular component: nucleus. Gene Ontology annotation, molecular function: zinc ion binding; ubiquitin protein ligase activity. Gene Ontology annotation, biological process: protein ubiquitination; ubiquitin-dependent protein catabolic process. The record is from RefSeq and is a predicted model, not a curated record. NCBI's taxonomy places the organism in Eukaryota, Viridiplantae, Streptophyta, Magnoliopsida, Brassicales, Brassicaceae.